AUGCCCACAGAAUCAACAGAUCAAGAGAAAAGGCUUCUCUUAGCCAUUGAGGCCUAUGAAACGGGCCAAAAUUUCGUAUACUACGAACUGCUGCCAAAAACGUACGGUGGUUGUUCCGCCCUCGACCUUACGCGAUCGAAUCAACGGAGUCACAACACGUUCAAAUGCUCGACUUUUCUAAAUCGAAAGCUAAACCUCUACGUGAAGAACACACACUCCACAGUCCAAUGA
Molecule: messenger RNA, 231 nt
Organism: Paracoccidioides brasiliensis Pb18
Exons: 1
Coding region: 1-231 (76 amino acids)
Source: RefSeq, a predicted model, not a curated record